GUGCUGUCGUGCAGCAUGCAGCGAUGCAGUCAAAGCACGAUGAUCGCCGAGCCAGGAUGUGACUUUUGACUUUUGACUUGGACUUGGUCCAGCGAGCCUGGAGCGUGCAGCCCGAUUUCUGCGCUGCUUCUAGAUAAGCUGAGCGGCACUUCGACCAAUGGCCUGAGAAAUGCCCAUCCACCUGACGACCCACAUCGUCCGCCUCUCAUCUUCUCCUCCUUCCCUCCUUCUCCCUUGCCCCCUCAUCCCGUCCACCGCCAUCCCAACCCUCCCUACUCGUUGCCCAACAUGGCGACGCAGGCGAUGGAGAAGACCCUGUAUCAUGCCCAGGUAUCACUCAUCAACGCAUACGCCUUGCUAGCGAUCGAAGCCUACAACUUUAUCCUCCAAACACCCGCAGACAUCGAAAUUUGGAAACUUCAGAUUGCCAUUUGGAAAGGCCAAAGACCAGGUCCGAAGCUGAAUCUAUCUUGGAUGUUCUACCAGGCCGUGCGAUGGUCCAUCUUGCUCAAUGUCCCGGCCGCCCUGCUCGUCAGUGGCCGACCGGCUAGCUGCUCUGCUACGCUCAAAGCGGACUGGGCAAUCUUGACACUCGCAGAGACCGCAUCCGCCCUCCUCUUUGCCUUUCGAACCAUGGCCAUCUGGCGCGGAGCUCUUUGGGUCAAGAUCUUUAUGGGCUUUGGUGUCUGCUGCGUUCUCGGCGUAUGGGUCUCCAUCAUCCCAUUCUUGGGCGCGACAAAUCUUCCAGCUGCACCUUCGUACGGAGCAGGCUGGUGCGCUGGUCUAGUUGCGCCAUCCUGGAUCUCCGCUGCCUACUUCACUAGCGCCGCUUUCGACCUGGCGGUCGUUACGCUCACAUUCUACACGUACUCGAGAAGCCGAAUGGAUCUCUUGGCUGGUCGACGUCGUAGCAGCACCACUGGCACUGCUCCAGCAACCAGCACACCUCUUCUGCUCUUUUACAGAGAUGCAGGCGGCUUCUUUGCGCUGAGUUUUGCCGCGCACCUCAUCAACGGUAUCUGGCAAUUGACGCUUCAAGAUCCAGUGCUGAUCACGCUCUUUCAGCCCUACGCCACUGCGGUCGUCUUGGGAGCAGCUCCUCAAGUGUACAUCAAUCUACGUCUGCACGGCACUACGAGACAGGCGCCCGCUCCCUCCAGCUCCUACAAAGAAGGCGCCAGUGGCACCGGUACCGGUGGACCGAGCACCGGCGGAGCAGGAAACAGCGCUGCAGCUGUCAGGAGGCAGCGUCACCAGAAUGCUCUGCGAGCGGAUCCCUUUGACCCGAACGGUGAUCCCAACGAAAUGUACCACAAUGCCGAUGGUACCGGCAUGCUGCCGCUCUCUGCCGGCGGCGCGCAGUCGACCAGCUUCCAAAAGCGGGGAGGGGGGGCCAAUGUCGGUCUGGCCUCUCCUACCGGCUGGCAACGCACUCCCGAGUCGAUGACGAGCCCCAUGUUCGCAGCAGCAACGCCUUACCAGAUCCAAAGUGGCGAUUACAAGUCUCCCAGACUCGACGACGAACGAGAGUCGUUAUCGAGCGCGAUCAACUUUGCCGGCUUCAACAGCAGCGUGGGCACCGCUCCGCUGCAUCCCGAGGCGCCUUCGCCCACUUCGGCCCCAGCAGAGAGUAACGGUAUUCCCUUGAGGCUCAAGGGCUCCCUCGACGCCCACGACGCUCGAAUGGACCCGCUUUCGCAGAGAGCCGUGUUCGACCAGAGGUCUCAACAUGCGCCCAUGGGCUCUUCCACACCUCUACACGACGAUUUCGAGAUUGUCAAUGAGCGUCAGCCUCAGGUGCCUCAGAGUAGCGACUUGGGCAUCGGCAUCACGACGCAUAUUCAACAGUUUCGGGAUUGAUUGGGGGGCGGGGGGGUCGAGCGUGGAGGCUUGCGUUGCGCCACUUGCAAAGAGGGGGAUAGGUAGCGUCCGCUCGGACCCAUGACUCCGAUUUUCUCUUUUCCUUCACCUCCGAGCCCGCGAAUGAAUGGCCCGUGCUCCAUGUAAUCUCUCCUUCCUGUAUCCAGCAUCACCCGCGCGUUUGUUUCGAAAGGCGCAGUCCAAAGUAAUGCGAUUUGGCGCACAUGCUUGAGCCGAAUCGCCGAUCCGAUCCGAUCCUC
Ceraceosorus guamensis is the source of this 2120-nucleotide messenger RNA. RefSeq lists its product as hypothetical. The coding region runs from base 289 to 1860 and encodes 523 amino acids. NCBI's taxonomy places the organism in Eukaryota, Fungi, Basidiomycota, Exobasidiomycetes, Ceraceosorales, Ceraceosoraceae. The transcript has a single exon. The record is from RefSeq and is a predicted model, not a curated record.